CCUGCCUGUCAUAGUCCAUCCACCACCAGUCGGAAAUACCACACACAAUGCCCAUGACCACCGCAGCAACCACUCUCCGCCGGUCCCUCGAAGACCCCAAAUCGUUCAUCACCGCCCCAGGCGUAUACGAUGGGUUAUCCGCGCGUAUCGCCCUCAACGUGGGCUUCGACGCCCUAUACAUGACCGGCGCAGGCACAGCAGCCUCAGUACACGGCCAAGCCGACCUAGGCAUCUGCACGCUAAACGACAUGCGCGCCAACGCAGAGAUGAUCGCGAACCUGUCCCCUUCGACGCCCGUCAUCGCCGACGCGGACACCGGCUACGGCGGACCGAUCAUGGUAGCCCGCACGACGGAGCAUUACUCGCGCGCCGGAGUCGCCGCCUUCCACCUCGAGGACCAGGUGCAGACCAAGCGCUGCGGUCACCUGGGCGGCAAGAUCCUGGUCGACAAGGACACCUACGUGACGCGCAUCCGGGCCGCCGUGCAGGCGCGGCUUCGGAUCGGAAGUGAUAUUGUUAUCAUCGCGCGGACGGAUGCGCUGCAGGUGCAUGGGUAUGAGGAGAGUUUGGCGCGCUUGCGUGCGGCUCGUGACGCUGGCGCUGAUGUCGGUUUCCUGGAGGGGUUGACGUCGCGCGAUAUGGCGCGCCAGAUUGUUCAGGAUCUGGCGCCGUGGCCGGUUUUGUUGAAUAUGGUUGAGCAUGGGGCUACGCCGUCUAUCUCGGCUGCGGAGGCCCGCGAACUGGGCUUCCGGAUUAUCAUCUUUCCUUUUGCGGGGCUGGGCCCUGCGGUUGCGGCGAUGCAGGAGUCUAUGGAGAGGCUGAAGCGCGAUGGCAUCCCGAACCUUGGUAAGGAGAUGACGCCGCAGAUGCUGUUCCGCGUGUGCGGGCUGGAUGAGAGCAUGCAGGUGGAUGCGCAGGCAGGAGGUGCGGCUUUUGAGGGGGGUGUAGAGCUGAAGAAAUGAAGUUGACAGCCGAGAGGAUUCUGCUAAAGGUGUUUCCUAUCUUGCCAAAAAUUAAUGAU
Molecule: messenger RNA, 1021 nt
Organism: Aspergillus campestris IBT 28561
Lineage: Eukaryota; Fungi; Ascomycota; Eurotiomycetes; Eurotiales; Aspergillaceae
Product: isocitrate lyase/PEP mutase family protein
Exons: 2
Coding region: 48-962 (304 amino acids)
Molecular function (GO): catalytic activity
Source: RefSeq, a predicted model, not a curated record